Molecule: messenger RNA, 2227 nt
Organism: Zootermopsis nevadensis
Lineage: Eukaryota; Metazoa; Arthropoda; Insecta; Blattodea; Termopsidae
Product: recQ-mediated genome instability protein 1
Biological process (GO): resolution of meiotic recombination intermediates; double-strand break repair via homologous recombination
Cellular component (GO): nuclear body; RecQ family helicase-topoisomerase III complex
Molecular function (GO): nucleotide binding
Source: RefSeq, a predicted model, not a curated record
CUAUUAGGCUACACGAGGAAUUCAAAUAUGGUUGCUUAUAUAGUAGCUGGUAUUAAAAAGUAUCUGACUAGUACAUCUUUGCAUGCAUCUCCUGAAUGGGUUGAAGGCUGUGUGGAGUUUUUUAUUUCAGAACAUCAAAGUCAAGGGUAUACAGUAUCAGCCUUGGAGGACUUUGUACUUCAGCAAUGGAAACUAGCUGAUCUUAGGGAAAUAGGACAAGGCUGUCUCCCACACAACAUUAGUAGCAUCAUGAAGAUAAUUCUUCCAGGAAAAUAUGCCUUACAGGUUGAGCAAGUACAAAACGUGGGGCAACCUGCUUAUGCACAAUUACAAGACAUUCGUAAACAAACGUGUGAAAAUGAAACAGUUGGUGCAACAUUGUCUCAGUCUUGGGAGCCUUGUCCAACUCGCAUGCUUCAGUUAACAUUAUGUGAUGGGAUACAAAGUAUUAAAGGAAUUGAAUACAGGCCAAUCAUGUCACUUAAUGAGCAGAUUCUUCCAGGAUAUAAGGUGCUUGUUAUUGGCCCAGUUGAAUGUCGAAGAGGAGUUCUUCUGCUUGAGCAGCAUAAUUUGGAAAUUCUUGGUGGAGAGGUUGAUUCUUUACUUGUACCAAAUGCCAUUGAGAAUGUUCUGGCAAGACUACUGAAUUUGCCACAGAAUCCAGACCCAUAUAGGGUAGAAACAGAUGUGAGCGUGGGGCCACAGGAACCUACUACAACAAGGAAUGUUUUUGUACAGCCACCACCUAUUCAGCCAAAUCCUACUGGAAGUUUAAGAACACAAGUGGUUUCUGCUCCAGUUCAAAACAUAAUUCACAAACCAUCUUCAUCCAGGAUUAAUAUUAAUCAGGUAUCAAAGGGAAAUCCUGAUAGAAGUAUAGAAGAGGAGUUAUUGUGUGAAGAUGAUUUGAUGCUAGAAGCAGAGAUGGAUGCCCAGCUGUCAGUCUUGGAACGUGAAUAUCAGGAGGAGAUGGAGAACUCUCUGCAUAAUACUGAUAUUGAAACUGAACAGGGAUUUCUUGGAGAUGUCCAAGCAGAGAGCUCUGAAAACAUUGAGUUUGAAUCAUUGCAUCAUCAGAAGGUUCCUACACAACUUGAGACACCAUCCUACUCUCCAGAGAAAGAACUGAUGGCAAACAGCAACACAAUACACCUUUUGGAAGAUGAUGAUGAUGAUGACAUCCUGUUACAGAUGUCGUUGGAUGCAUUAGAUGAGCCCAAAGUAGAGAGAAAAUUGCAGAGAGAUCAGUCAACUAGUUCCAGGCUGGUUAGGAAGCAAGAUCAUUGGUCUGGGCAUCAAACAAAAGCUCUGUCAGCUGGGCAGUGUAGCAGAGUUUCAACACAAAUUGUUAAGUCCCAAGCCCAUAGCAUCACCACUCAGAGUAAAAUAACUUCAUUUCUUAAAAGCAGUAUCAAAACUGCUGAUUCAGGUGGUUCAUCACAUAGAUGCGGCAAUUCAUCUGAAACUGACAGAGCAGCGCAACUGUCAUGUUCAAAGCAAAUUUUUCCAAAUCUUGGUUUAAAUAUCACACAUGAUUGUAAUGAGAACUUACAGACAAAGUCAGACAAGAAGCCAAUUCAACCAAAGGUUUAUGGAAACGAUGUUACCAGCACAGUACCAAUAUUAACAGAUAGUAAACCAUUUGUGUAUUUGAGUCAGGUGAAAACUCCGGUGAAGAGUCGAACUGUGUUUACAGUGAAGGGAUUUGUGAUGACGUUAUUGUCUCAAAUGACAUUUGGAAAAGAUGGAUGGCACUUACUUGUGAAAGUGUGUGAUGGUUCCAGCAAUUUGGAUGUCAGAUUAUCUUCAGAUGUUUUGGAGAAACUUAUGAGUUUUAGUAGAGCUGAGAUGCUGGCCAUGAAACAAGAAAUUCCAGAUAAUCCUGUACUCAAAGAAAAGCUGAGAAAUAUUCUACAAAAUGCGCAACAACAGCUGAUUCAUUUGAACUGCCUUCUAGAUAUAGAGUUCCUGCCAGAAUCAGAAAUCCCAUGUGUUAUUGAACUGACAACAAUAACAGAAGAGCACCUCCAAGCUCUUCAGGCUAGGACUGGCAGAAACUCCGUGAAGAACACCGCAUUGUUGGUGCAUUAAUUGGUUGUUUGGCUCAUCUUCCUCGUCAGGAUGUGUUUCUGGGACUGCCUAUGGUUCUACUAUCUGAAGAAGUGACCCUGUUACUUGAACAAAAGGUUGCUCGUUUGGUAUGUUAUCCAUCUCUUCAGUGUGCUCC